AUGGCAAUGUAUCCUCAACAAUUAGUCCCAGAAGUGGUAUCUCCAUCAUCCAAUCUAUCACCAGCAUUUGGCUCCGCACCUACACCAGUCCUAGCAGCUACUUCCUACACCAGUUACGGCACCGGUAUUUGGAGCACCAUCAUCCACCAUGUCAUUUGGAACAUCAACGACCACUUCAGCAUUUGGAACAACAACCAUACCAACAUUUGGAAAUCCAACACCAAAGAAAGAGGAGACAUUAUUAUUUUCCCAGGUGAAUCAAGUAUAGAAGCGUUGAAAGAAGGACAAUGGAAAUGUGCUUGUUUUGAAACUGUCAACGAAGUAAAUAACAAAACAUGCAAUAUCUGUAUGGUUCCAAAUCCAACAGCUGCAAAAACCUCACUCUUUGAAAAUCCAACACUAACACCAUCAACUCCACCUGUGAAAAAGAAAGAUACAUCAAUAGUGAUGACGGUGCCGACGAAAAGGAAGAGAGUUUCAACAAGCAGAAAGAAGAUGAUACUAGAAGCUUAUGAGAAUGGUGAUCAUGAUGAUGAAGAAGAUGACCAAGAUGAUGAAGAAGAUCAAGAUGAAGAAGAUGACUAUGAUGACCAAGAUAAUGAUUCUUAUCAAGAUCAACAAGAAGAGGAAGACGAGAGUGAAGAGGAGAAAGAUCAGCCACCAAGUUUCAUAGUUGAAGAACCAAGAGCUAAAGUUUCAUUCGGUAGUGUUGAUACCCCUAAUACUCCUCCAACCGUUUUUGGAGGUGCUCUCACAGCUUCUACAUCUUCAGUUUUUGGUGGUUCUACUUCUAUCUUUGGCAGUCAAACUACUCUUGCAUCCAAUUCAACACCAUCAACAUCAUCCGUUUUUGGAAGCAGUGGAUCCUCUGUAUUCGGAAACAAUCAACCAACACCCGCACUUCAUAUCAAAUCAAGAGCUGAUUAA
Heterostelium album PN500 is the source of this 927-nucleotide messenger RNA. RefSeq lists its product as uncharacterized. The transcript has 5 exons. Bases 1 to 927 code for a protein of 308 amino acids. NCBI's taxonomy places the organism in Eukaryota, Evosea, Eumycetozoa, Acytosteliales, Acytosteliaceae. The record is from RefSeq and is a predicted model, not a curated record.